CUGUUAACCAGGAGCUUGUAACUCGCCUGAAAAAAAGGUUCGUGUUUUAAACAUGUAAAGUGUUUAAAUUAAAUCGAAUGAAUGCACUAAUGAGCUAGUAUGCCAACCGCCAAUAAACAGAAGAAGAAGAAGAAGAAGACGAAGAUGAAAUGAACUGUUCAUGCAAAUGUAUAGUUUUACUACGAAUCGCAGAACGAAAGCUUUCCUAUUGGAUGAAACCAUGUGAUGCAACGAGAAGACAACGAUAUCCACGUGACACACUAUUAUAAAGAUGGCGUUUAUUAAAGAGGAGAGUGAAGACAUUAGGAUUGCAGAAGUAUUCAGCAUCAAACAUGAAGAUACUGAGGAACAAACAGAUAUGAUGGCACUGAAAGUGGAGAGUCAAGAACUAAAUGAAAUGGAAGAGAAAGAUCAGUAUGGAAAACAUGAUUUCACAAAUGGAGAAAAAUAUUUUAGUUGCUCACAGACUGAAAAGACUUCCUCACAAAACGUUGCUCAAAAGACUGGAACUAGAAGUUAUUUCACCUGCCAACAGUUUGGAAAAGGUUUCAACAGUAAAACAAAACUUACAAAGCACAUGAAAGCUCACACUGGAGAGAAGCCAUUCAGAUGUAAUCUGUGUUCAAAGAGCUUCAGAAAAAUGGACUACCUUAACAGGCACUUAAAAAUUCACUCUGGAAAGAAGCCUUUCACCUGCCAACAGUGUGGAAAGAGCUUCACCGAAAAAGGACACCUUAAAGGCCACAUGAGAGUUCACACUGGAGAGAAGCCUUUCACUUGCCAACAGUGUGGAAAGAGUUUCACACAAAAACAACAUCUUAAAGUUCACAUGAGAAUUCAUACUGGAGAGAAGCCAUUCACAUGCAAACUCUGUGGAAAGAGCUUCAUUGACAAAAGAAAUGUAAGAAUCCACACAAGAAUUCAUACCGGAGAGAAGCCUUUCACCUGCCAACAGUGUGGGAAGAGUUUCACACAAGCAGAACAUCUUAAAGGUGACCGGGGUUAUGGUCUAAAAACGCGGCUCAUGACCCCUCAGGAACCAGAAACAUGA
Sinocyclocheilus anshuiensis is the source of this 1051-nucleotide messenger RNA. RefSeq names its product gastrula zinc finger protein XlCGF7.1-like. NCBI's taxonomy places the organism in Eukaryota, Metazoa, Chordata, Actinopteri, Cypriniformes, Cyprinidae. The transcript is spliced from 5 exons. The record is from RefSeq and is a predicted model, not a curated record. Gene Ontology annotation, biological process: regulation of transcription by RNA polymerase II. Gene Ontology annotation, cellular component: PcG protein complex; transcription regulator complex; chromatin. Gene Ontology annotation, molecular function: DNA-binding transcription factor activity, RNA polymerase II-specific; RNA polymerase II cis-regulatory region sequence-specific DNA binding. Bases 272 to 1051 code for a protein of 259 amino acids.